This is a messenger RNA of Dunckerocampus dactyliophorus (ringed pipefish), 3773 nucleotides long. RefSeq names its product gastrula zinc finger protein XlCGF57.1-like. The transcript is spliced from 2 exons. Lineage: Eukaryota; Metazoa; Chordata; Actinopteri; Syngnathiformes; Syngnathidae. Gene Ontology annotation, molecular function: DNA-binding transcription factor activity, RNA polymerase II-specific; RNA polymerase II transcription regulatory region sequence-specific DNA binding. Gene Ontology annotation, cellular component: nucleus. The record is from RefSeq and is a predicted model, not a curated record. The coding region runs from base 79 to 1734 and encodes 551 amino acids. Gene Ontology annotation, biological process: regulation of transcription by RNA polymerase II.
GUAAAGGCGGAAGUUAGCAAGGCGACCCCGAAAAGACAAACCGCUCGGUGGACUGAGUCGCGAAAAACAACAUUAAAAAUGUUGUUCAACAGAGAGUUUAUCAGGGAACGAUUGAUGCAAGCAGCCGAUGACAUAUUCGGCCUGUUUGAAAGAACGAUAAUGUCGUACGAGGAGGAGCUUUCUCGAGUAAGAGAGGAGAACCAGCGACAACGACAACAACUGGAAGCUGUGCGCAAGACCGUCGAAGACGUCCAGCAGUUGACUGUUUGCCAGGAAGAACGUCCCCCUCAGCUGAAGUGGGGGAGCUCCACUUUAGAGCAGGAGGAUCCCCACGUUAAGGAGGAAGAGGAUCCCCAUCCCGCCCACGUUAAGGAGGAAGAGAAUCCCCAUCCCUCCCACGUUAAAGAGGAGGAGGAGGGAGAGCGUCUUCUCAGACUGGAGGAAGCCGACCUGACUGUUGUCUCUGUGAAGACUGAAGACGACGAAGCAGACAACCUCUUGGCGCCACUGUCCGAUAGCGACGAGACGUCACACUCCCCUGAGGCUGAAGACGGGGACGACGCCCGAGGACAUUUGAGCGGCGAUACAGACUGUGAAGGUACUCAAAGUGACAAUAAACACCCUGCUAAGAAAACGGGUAAAGAACGGUUUACCUGCACCGUGUGCGAUAAAAGCUUUUCUUAUAAUUGUGAUUUCAGUCGCCACAUGCGGACACACACUGGAGAAAAACCCUUUGUUUGCUCAGUUUGUGGUCAUAAAUUUGCGGAAAAUUACAUUUUGACGGAGCACAUGAGAACGCACACGGGAGAAAAACCUUUCAGUUGUUCAUUUUGUGAGAAAACAUUCUCGCAAAAGUCAAAUAUGGUGUCGCACAUAAGAACUCACACAGGAGAAAAGCCUUUCAGUUGCUUGAUUUGUGGUAAAAUAUUUUCUCAGAGGUGCAAUUUGAGCUUACACAUGAGGACGCACACCAGAGAAAAACCUUUCAAUUGCUCAGUUUGCGGUAAAAGCUUCACUCACAAGGUAAACAUGCUGUCGCACAUGAGGACGCACACGGGGGAAAAACCUUUUAGUUGCUCAGUUUGUGAUAAAAGAUUCACUCACAAGGUGAACAUGCUGUCACACAUGGGAACGCACGCAUCGGAAAAACCGUUCAGUUGUUCGAUUUGUGGUAAAAACUACCUUUACAAGGUAAGUAUGGUAUCACACAUGAGGACACACACAGGAGAAAAACCUUUCAGUUGUUCAAUUUGCGGUGAAAGUUUUUCUCACCAGUGGCAUUUGACUCGACACACGCAGGGACACACGGGAGAAAAAUCCUUCAGUUGCUUGGUCUGUGGCAAAAAAUUUGCUCGAAAGGACAUCUUGAUUAAACACAGAAGAACGCACACGGGCGAAAAACCUUUCAGCUGCUCGGUUUGCUGCGACAGCUUUUCCAAUAAGAGCAAUUUGAACGUGCACAUGCGGACGCACACCAGAGAAAGACCCUACAGUUGCUCGCUCUGCGCAAAAACGUUUAACCAGAAGGCGCACAUGCUGUCACACGAGAGGACACACACGGGAGAAAAACCUUUUAUGUGCUCGCUUUGUGGGGACAGCUUUUCUUGUAAGAGGAAUUUCACUCGACACAUGAGGGGACACACGGGCGAAAAACUGAGCUGCUCGGUUUGUGGUAAGACUUAUUCUUAUGAGAAAAGCUUGGCGGCACACUUGCUGACACACGACAGAGAAUAAAGGUUUAAUGUCGCACGAGAGAAGCUACUGAGAGCGUGAUGAUGUGCUGUGUGUAAGAUAACGGAUCAUGGGCACCCCUUACAAUUUCCAUCAUUUCCAUGAAUAAAUCAAUGCGUAUUUGGAUCUAUUGUUUCAUUUUGAUAUAUCACUUAACGGAUGGACACAGUAGUAUGCAUCUAAACAAAAUUAGACAGGUGCAGAAAUUUGGCCACCCCUGUCAUUGUGUUGAUUUGAAUACCUCUACCUACCUAGCGCUGGCUAACUGGAACACAAAAUGGGUUUUGUGUGCUCACUGAGCCUUGAAUUUCAUAGACAGAUUCAUCCGAUCAUUUAAUCAAAGGUAUCAAGGUGGUUCGUUGCAAGUUGGUGAAGGCAGGCAACAUGUGGUCCUCAAAAACAGUUCAAAUGACCUGAAAAUGAGGAUUGUUCAACAUCACGGUGUACGCGAAGGCUAUCGCCUAUCUGGUUGUUUUUUUUUCCAAUAUAUUCAUCAAACAAUCAAAAACAAUCUUUGUUUUUGGCAGUAAAAGUUAAAUCUACAUUGAGCCAAAAAGUAAACCUCAAUAUUGACCCCCAUAACUGUAUGAAAUGGUUAGGUCCUGCAUUUAGCACACACACCACUGAUGGUGCUAUCCGAGUUCGGCAGCCUAAGCGGGGAAGCACAGACUUCCCUCUCCCCGGCUACUUCGUCCAGCUCCUGCCGGCGGAUCCCAAGGCGUUCCCAGGCCAGUUGAGAGACAUAGUCUCUCCAAUGUGUCCCGGGUGUUCCCCGAGGCCUCCUACAGGUCAGACGUGCUCUGGACACGUCCCCAGGGAGGCGUCCGGGAGGCACCCUGACCAGAUGACCGAACCACCUCAUCUGGCUACGCUCUUCUACUCUGAGAUUCUCCCGGAUGACAGUGCUUCUCCACAUUAUCUCUAAGGGAGAGCUCAACCACCCUACGGAGAAAACUCAUUUCGGCCGCUUGUACCCGCCAUCUUGUCCUUUCUGUCGCUACCCAAAGCUCAUGACCACAGGUGAGGGUAGGGACGUAGAUCGACCCAUAAAUUGAGAGCUUUGCCUUCCGGCUCAGCUCCCUCUUCACCACAACGAACCGAUGCAGAAGCCGCAUCACUGCAGACGUCGCACCGAUCCACCUGCUGAUCUCGCGUUCCGUGAACAAGACCCCGAGGUACUUAAACUCCUCCACUUGGGGCAGGAUCUCAUCUCCGGCCCGGAGAUGGAGCUUCACCCUUUUCCAAGCGAGAACCAUGGACUCGGACUUGAAGGUGCUGAUUCUAUUUCAGUACAGUCCUAAAAUACAAUCCGGUCCUCAUAAACAUGUCCAAGACCACACUUCUUCUGUUUCAAGCAUGCGCACCUCCCGGCAUGACUGCUCUGUUUGAGGGGUGAAAUCUCUCCCGUAUGAGGGUGAGACCUCUGAGUCGGGGCAAGGGGAACUCACCCAGGUUUUCGCAAGCUGCCGUGUAGAGACGGCCCUAUUACAUGCAGAUCGAGCACAGUAGCGUAACCUGAUUUAUAUCGUCCCCAACGCUGAGUCCUCCACUUUCAAGAUGCUUGCUCUCGACUUUGGUUUGUUGCUCUUGGUAAGGCCCUGGGGUCAUUUACUCUUCAGAAGGACCUGUCAGGUUUUUUAAUGUAGCCUGAAAGGAAAUCUCAAUACUGCUAAAAUCAAUUUUUCAACCUGCCAAGGCAAACAGCCCCCGUUCGAUCCCCGACUGUGCCACAUUACUUUUUGUUUGUUAGUCUGUUAUUUUGCUGUAAAAAUAAAUUACUCAUUAACGUACUGCAUCAUUCACUCAUUCAUCACUGCAUUACGUUCGGGUCAAGUAUCAUAAGAAUAGCUUUUAAGGGUCAGUCCUGGAGAUGUAGCGGCCACAGCUGCCAAUUGGGGCCCAAUCUGAUGGUUUUUCCUUUCGUGGGGCCCAGAAUUCCUGUGGUGGUGCAACUGUUCACUGUCAAACAUUUAUUCCGCUGUUGGUGUAUCUAAUGUAAAUGUGAAUCACAUUUGGUGUUUGUGCCGCACACAUUUUGUGUA